Molecule: messenger RNA, 2481 nt
Organism: Rattus rattus (black rat)
Lineage: Eukaryota; Metazoa; Chordata; Mammalia; Rodentia; Muridae
Gene: Klkb1
Product: kallikrein B1
Exons: 15
Coding region: 58-1974 (638 amino acids)
Biological process (GO): proteolysis
Cellular component (GO): extracellular region
Molecular function (GO): protein binding; serine-type endopeptidase activity
Source: RefSeq, a predicted model, not a curated record
CCAGCUUCAUGUGAAGACUCCUUCUCCUCCAGCAGCACAAAGCAACAUCCUUCCAGGAUGAUUUUAUUCAAACAAGUGGGUUAUUUUGUUUCCUUGUUCGCUACAGUUUCCUGUGGGUGUCUGUCUCAACUGUAUGCAAAUACCUUCUUCAGAGGUGGGGAUCUGGCUGCCAUCUACACCCCGGAUGCCCAGCACUGUCAGAAGAUGUGCACAUUUCACCCCAGGUGCCUGCUCUUCAGCUUCCUCGCCGUCAGUCCAACCAAGGAGACAGAUAAAAGGUUUGGGUGCUUCAUGAAAGAGAGCAUUACAGGGACUUUGCCAAGAAUACACCGGACAGGGGCCAUUUCUGGUCAUUCUUUAAAACAGUGUGGCCAUCAAUUAAAUGCUUGCCACAAAGACAUAUACGAAGGACUUGAUAUGAGAGGGUCCAACUUUAAUAUAUCUAAGACCGACAGUAUUGAAGAAUGCCAGAAACUGUGCACAAAUAAUAUUCACUGCCAAUUUUUCACAUAUGCUACAAAAGCAUUUCACAGACCAGAGUACAGGAAGAGUUGCCUGCUGAAGCGCAGUUCAAGUGGAACGCCCACCAGUAUAAAGCCAGUGGACAACCUGGUGUCUGGAUUCUCACUGAAGUCCUGUGCGCUCUCAGAGAUCGGUUGCCCCAUGGAUAUUUUCCAGCACUUUGCCUUUGCAGACCUGAAUGUAAGCCAGGUCGUCACCCCCGAUGCCUUCGUGUGUCGCACCAUCUGCACCUUCCAUCCCAACUGCCUCUUCUUCACAUUCUACACGAAUGAGUGGGAGACAGAAUCACAGAGAAAUGUUUGUUUUCUUAAGACAUCUAAAAGUGGAAGACCAAGUCCCCCUAUUAUUCAAGAAAAUGCUGUAUCUGGAUACAGUCUCUUCACCUGCAGAAAAGCUCGCCCUGAACCCUGCCAUUUCAAGAUUUACUCUGGAGUUGCCUUUGAAGGGGAAGAACUGAACACGACCUUUGUGCAGGGAGCAGAUGCGUGCCAAGAGACUUGUACAAAGACCAUUCGCUGUCAGUUUUUUACUUACUCAUUGCUUCCCCAAGACUGCAAGGCAGAGGGGUGUAAAUGUUCCUUAAGGUUAUCCACGGAUGGCUCUCCAACUAGGAUCACCUAUGAGGCACAGGGGAUCUCUGGUUAUUCUCUGAGACUGUGUAAAGUCGUGGAGAGCUCUGACUGUACGACAAAAAUAAAUGCACGUAUUGUGGGAGGAACAAACUCUUCUUUAGGAGAGUGGCCAUGGCAGGUCAGCCUGCAAGUGAAGUUGGUAUCUCAGAAUCAUAUGUGUGGAGGGUCCAUCAUUGGACGCCAAUGGAUACUGACGGCUGCCCAUUGCUUUGAUGGGAUUCCCUAUCCAGACGUGUGGCGUAUAUAUGGCGGGAUUCUUAAUCUGUCAGAGAUUACAAACAAAACGCCUUUCUCAAGUAUAAAGGAGCUUAUUAUUCAUCAGAAAUACAAAAUGUCAGAAGGCAGUUACGAUAUUGCCUUAAUAAAGCUUCAGACACCGCUGAAUUAUACUGAAUUCCAAAAACCAAUAUGCCUGCCUUCCAAAGCUGACACAAAUACAAUUUAUACCAACUGCUGGGUGACUGGAUGGGGCUACACAAAGGAACGAGGUGAGACCCAAAAUAUUCUACAAAAGGCAACUAUUCCCUUGGUACCAAAUGAAGAAUGCCAGAAAAAAUAUAGAGAUUAUGUUAUAACCAAGCAGAUGAUCUGUGCUGGCUACAAAGAAGGUGGAAUAGAUGCUUGUAAGGGAGAUUCCGGUGGCCCCUUAGUUUGCAAACACAGUGGAAGGUGGCAGUUGGUGGGUAUCACCAGCUGGGGCGAAGGCUGUGCCCGCAAGGAGCAACCAGGAGUCUACACCAAAGUUGCUGAGUACAUGGACUGGAUAUUGGAGAAGAUACAGAGCAGCAAGGAAAGAGCUCUGGAGACAUCUCCAGCAUGAGGAGGCUGGGUACCGACGGGGAAGAGCCCAGCUGGCACCAGCUUUACCACCUGCACUCAAGUCCUACUAGAGCUCCAGAGUUCUCUUCUGCAAAAUGUCGAUAGUGGUGUCUACCUCGCAUCCUUACCAUAGGAUUGAAAGUCCAAAUGUAGACACAGUUGCUAAAGACAGCGCCAUGCUCAAGCGUGCUUCCUGCCUUGAGUAACAGGAACGCCAAUGAGAACUAUCCAAAGAUUACCAAGACUGUUUGGAAAUAAAAUGGUCAAAGGAUUUUUAUUAGGUAGUGAAAUUAGGUAGCUGUCCUUGGAACCAUUCUCAUGUAACUGUUGACUCUGGACCUCAGCAGAUCAGAGUUACCUUCUGUCCACUUCUGACAUUUGUGUACUGGAACCUGAUGCUGUUCUUCCACUUGGAGCAAAGAACUGAGAAACCUGGUUCUAUCCACUGGGAAAAAGAGAUCUUUGUAACAUUUCCUUUACAAUAAAAAGAUGUUCUACUUGAACUUGA